Molecule: messenger RNA, 330 nt
Organism: Staurois parvus
Lineage: Eukaryota; Metazoa; Chordata; Amphibia; Anura; Ranidae
Source: the annotation of a GenBank genome assembly
AUAAUUGAUGAUUCCCUCUAUGAAGAAGAUGAGGUGUUCAAUGUCACAUUAAGUAUGCCAAUGGGUGGCCAAGUAGGGGCUGAAUUCUCAAGUACCAAAGUAGUAAUUCUGGCAGAUAAAGAUGAUGAGCCUGCCUUCUACUUUGCUGACACUGAUUACCAUGUGGAUGAAAGUGCUGGUUAUGUGGACGUUCGAGUCUGGAGAACAGGAACAGAUCUCUCCAAAGCAGCCACUGUCACAGUACGCUCCAGAAAAACAGAGCCACUGUCUGCAGAUGCUGGUACAGACUAUGUUGGAAUAAGUAGAAACUUGGACUUUGCUCCUGGGGUG